Molecule: messenger RNA, 6017 nt
Organism: Lagenorhynchus albirostris (white-beaked dolphin)
Lineage: Eukaryota; Metazoa; Chordata; Mammalia; Artiodactyla; Delphinidae
Gene: RRP8
Product: ribosomal RNA processing 8
Exons: 7
Coding region: 89-1465 (458 amino acids)
Biological process (GO): rDNA heterochromatin formation; regulation of transcription by glucose; cellular response to glucose starvation
Cellular component (GO): chromatin silencing complex; rDNA heterochromatin; nucleolus
Molecular function (GO): methyltransferase activity
Source: RefSeq, a predicted model, not a curated record
UUGGAGGCUCUGAGCGCUUUGACUCCUGGAGACUAGCUGGGCACGUGGAGAGGCUGGUGGACCGCGCGACCUCGCUCUCCCCAACCCCAUGUUCGAGGAGCCGGAGUGGGCCGAGGAGGCCCCAGUAGUCGCGGACCUCGGGUCUGUAGCCUUACGGCCUCGGACCACGGCCGACUCGCAAAUCAAGGGCUCCAAGCACCGCCAGCUCUUGGCCACAUUACGGGCCCUGGAGGCAGCAUCUCUUCCCCAGCAGCCCCCCAGUCUGCCUGGCAGUGACGAGGAGGACGAGGAGGAGGUGGUGCAAAGAAAGAAGAAACGCCCAAAAAAGGUCUUGUUUGCCAGCACUUCUCCUGAAGUAAAGAAGAAAAGGAAGAAAAAACGUCAAAAACAGGGCCCACCUAGCAGUGACUCCAAGGAAGGGGAAGUGGAAAGGAAGAAGUGCCACAAAGGGGCUCUUCUUGGCAAUGACUUUGCUGCAGAAGAGAAAAGAAAGAGGAAAUGCCAGAAACAGGACCCUUCAAAUCCUGCCCAGCCCCUGGACAAUGUUGACCAAACUGGUUCCAAAGCUUGGAAUUCUAGUGCUGCAAAUGACUCCACCAAGCCAAGCCCUGAGACCCCUUGCUCUAAUCCUCCGCAUACCUUGAGUCGCAAGCAGUGGCGGAACCGGCAGAAGAACAAGCGUAGACAGAAGAACAAGUUUCGGCUUCCUCAGGCGCCAGAGCAGGCCCCAGCCACAGCCGCCUCAGAGGAGACAGAGGUGCCUCCGGCCUCCAGUCCAGACAGCCAUGGAGCCCGGGCGGAGGCUCUGCGAGCCCGCAUGGCCCAGCGGCUGGAUGGUGCCCGGUUCCGCUACCUCAAUGAACAGCUGUACUCAGGGCCCAGCAGUGCUGCGCAGCGCCUCUUCCAGGAAGACCCUGAGGCCUUUCUCCUCUACCACCGUGGCUUCCAGAGCCAAGUCAAGAAGUGGCCACUGCAGCCAGUGGACCGCAUUGCCAGGGAUCUUCACCAGCGGCCUGCGUCCCUGGUGGUGGCUGACUUUGGCUGUGGGGACUGCCGCCUGGCUUCAAGUAUCCGGAACCCUGUGCACUGCUUCGACUUGGCCUCUCUGGACCCCCGGGUCACUGUGUGUGACAUGGCCCAGGUGCCUCUGGAGGAUGAAUCUGUAGACGUGGCUGUGUUCUGCCUUUCACUGAUGGGAACCAACAUCAGAGACUUCCUAGAGGAGGCAAAUCGAGUGCUGAAGCCAGGGGGUCUCUUGAAAGUGGCUGAGGUCAGCAGCCGCUUUGAAGAUGUUCGGACCUUUCUGGGGGCUGUCACCAAACUGGGCUUCAAGGUCAUCUCCAAGGACCUGACCAACAGCCACUUCUUCUUGUUUGACUUUCAAAAGACUGGGCCUCCUCGGGUCGGGCCCAAGGUUCAGCUCUCAGGCCUGAAGCUCCAGCCUUGUCUCUACAAGCGCAGGUGACCUCUGGACCCCCCUUGAAAGGGGAGGCAAGUCUUAAACUCCAGGCUCAGUACUCUGAAGUACUCAGGCUGUGACCCGGGGCCUGGUACCACCCUUACUCCAUCCCAAGAACAAAAUGUAAUGAAACCCCUGGCUCAGCCUUGCUCUAAUGAAGGCUUCUUGGUUCCAGGAAGCAUAAAGUCAUUUGGGCUAGCUAAAGAAUAAGGAGUUACUGUGAGAACGCAGGAGUAACUGGGAAUUGUGGAUGCCCUUAGUGUCAUGGAAACGACAUGGUUUGGAAUUCAAUGCAUCUCUGGGUGUGGCUCCUCUUUCCAUCUCUCAGGAGCCACGUGGGCUUUCUGUCCUAGCAUCUCCACUCUCCUCUAUUGUCCUUUUCCUGUUUGCGCAUCAGCUCCUUCUGCUUACCUAUAGCUUCUACAGCUUUGGUCUGCCCAGGACUUGAAGGCCUGGGGCAGGCAUUGCUUUUUGGCUCUGGGGCAGCUGGUAGCCCACCAGCAUCCUGGCUGAGCACUGUCAGUCUGGGCUUCUAGGUCAGGAUGGUUUGAUUGUCCCUGUACUGAGUGCUUCUUUCCCCUGAUCCUUAUCUCCAUCUUUGGAGCUGUAUGGCCCAAACUACUCCUAGUAUCUGUUGUCCCAUAGGGCCCUGGUGUGUGUCUGGCUGAGGGCACAAAUUUUGGAAUCAGGUAGGCCUGCCACUGAUUGCUGAGUCUUUUAAUCUUUGAAUGUCAUAUUACUCAUUUGGAAAAUGGUAGGAUUCUUGUCUCAUGGGAUUGUUGUGUGGUGUGGGUUAAUGAGGAAAUCUGUAGCUAGGGCUGGGUGCACAGGAGGUGCACAAUAAACUGUAGCUGUGGCUGAUGUGUGUUGAAAGCAUUACUGUUUUCUAAAGACCUUCUCCAGGCAGGGUUAUGGGUUGAAGAGUAAAGAAUGGACUUGUUGACUGAGGAAGGCUCUGGGAGAGCUCAAGAUAGGCCUUUCAACAGGCUUAUUUUAUAGGAUUUUUAGAGAUUCUUGACAGAUUGUGAGCUGUUCUUGGAGGGGGGGAUGGUGCAGGAGCUGGGCCUCUUCAUAAAUCACACCUGAUUGAUGCUAUUUGGGGUGGAGAUUGGGCUGUUCAUUGGCAGAAGGGUCUGUCUGUUGUUUCUGCCUUGUAGUGGGCCCAAAUCAGCAUGUCUUAGGAAAGCUAUGGGCAGGGAAGGCUAGUGCCGGGAGAAGAUGAACUGGGAUGAUAGGUCCUUGGCCCCUUCCAGAAGGCAUCUGCCAUGAGCCCAGGUAUAAAGAUAUAGCCUGUUCUACCUAUUUCAAAGAACAAGAACUGAGAGUGACCACUGGGACACAGGUUCCAGGGCUCUGAGCCAGUUGGGUGCCUCCAGUAAGGUGGGUGUUCUGAGGCAGGCUGUGUAGGCCAGAGGGCAUGUUUGGAGACUGGGCUAUGAACCAUCCAGCAGCUACUGCUCAGUACCUUUGCAUGUGCUUCUCUCUGCUGAAUACUCAUCUGAUCAGCAGAGUCUUACUCAUCCUUCCAAACAGCCUAGUUGUUUCCUACUCCGUUACUCCCAAAGCAGAACUAACUUCUUCAUCCGCACUCUCAAAGCGCUACGUGAAAUUUCAGCAUUUAAAUACUGUGUGGUAAUUGCUUUGUGCAUUAGGCUGCAGUCUUCUCAACUCUUAUUUAUCUUUGUAUUCCUGAGCUGGUCACUUGAGAUCCAUCUAAGGAGAUGGUAAGGAUGACAGGGUCCAGUUGAGUGGGACCGAUGAGAAGCAGGGGUGUUGCAGGAGCCCAGGUUCAGGCACAUGAUGAGGGCACUGUGAACUAGUGACGGUGGAAUAGGCGGAGGCGGUUGGGAGAACUUCAGUGAGUAGAACUGGUGGGACAUUGCGGCUUGGUGAGAGAAAGGAAUCUGAAGCAAGUCUUGGGUUUCUGGCUUGAGCAACUGGUUGGGCUGGUGACGCCAUUCAAAAGGUUGGGUUUUUGGUACCUUGAUGUUCACUUGGAAGUGGGACAGAAACUCAGCAGCCAGAGGAGGUAACUCAAGUCAUAGGAGUAGGUAAGAUAUCCAAAGUAAGAUAACGAGAAGAGAAAGUGGCUUGGAAUAGAACUCUCAGGAGCGUUUAAUGGAUGAGUAAAGGAAAAUGAACCAAUAAAGGGGACAAGAAGAGAAGGUGGGGCCAGAGAUGGAGGAGUAAAACCAGGAGAAUGAAUUUCUUAAUGUGGAAGGAGUGGGGAGGUUUUAGGCCGACAGAUGCUGUUGAAAGGUCUAUUAAGAUGAGAGAGAGGUCAGGUCACAGCAGGGAGAGGAUUGCUGCAUAAUGUUGAGGGCCUGGGGUUUGAAUUUAUAGUGGUAUUAUUCAUGAAUUUAUAGUGAGCCCAAUGCUGUGGUUCUCUCUACGUACUCAGGAGUCUAGGUGUAGCUGUGGAAAAAAUGAGUACUGAGGGAUCACCCAGGGUUGGAAACUUGCCAUGCAAUUGAAAUAAAUGAGCAAAGGAAUUUCAGACCGUUCGUAAGUAAGUGAUUGCUAUGCUGGACCAUGGAAUUUGGUAGAACAGGUGAGUGGAGUAAAGACAGGAGUAGGUUGUUGCAUUGGGGGUAACUGAACAAGUAACCUAGAAGGAUGGGAGACUGUGGUCAGAAACUGGAAUGCCUGAAUAAUUCAUAUUGGAAGCAGAGCAGCUCCAGGCAAUAGCUAAGUUCAGAGUGUAGUUACAGGGGUGAGUGCCUGAGAGGUGUGCAAGGGAGGUUGCCCAGAGAUUGGUUAAUGCAUGGAGGCCUCAGGUAUUGAGAGAGGUUCUGCGUGGACUUUGAAAGUCUCCAGGAUGAUGGUAGACAUAAGCGUGGAACAGGUUCCAACCUCUUGAAGAAGGGGGCAGAUCCAGGAGAUCUGCAAAGAGUAGGAGAGGCGGGAUAGCGUGAAUUUCAAAGGGACAGAGGGUUCACACAGCCUACUAGAGAGACUUCCAUCUUGGGGGUGAUGUGAGGCUGGUGAGUGGAGCUGGCUACCAGGCAGCCAAGACAAAAUACCCUGACAGUCCUCUCCAGCUUGGCGGGAUUCACUGGGGAUUGUUGGGGAGACAACUGUUGUGGCAGCUCCAUGGGACAGGAAUCUCCUGGGAUAACAGGGAGGGAGGCAAGCCAUAAAGUCUAAGGGAUGUUUUGGAGUAGCAGGGCAUCUGUCUCACUGUAGUGCACACGUCACCUUUUUAUAGCUCCAUAUCUCUGUUUCCCAAGUGUUAUUUAUAUUCCUCGAUCUUGAUUAAUUUUCCCUGCUUUAUUAUCAUGCUCAGCAGGACAGCUGGGGUCUGCCUUCCUCCCUCUUUUGCUUUCCUCCCUUACUUAAAAUUUGGGUUCUUUCUUUGCCUGUUCUGGCUCCAGCCACCUACAUAAACAUCUUUCUGGGUCUCACUCAGGACCCCGGCUCCCCCUAACUCAGCCAAGCCUCCAUCUGCGUUUCUAUCAAUUCUGAAAGCAGGACUUUCCUGAGUCUGGGUCCCCCCCUGCUCCAUCGUCAGCUUCAGGACAAGCUGUUCUUCAAGUCCAUGCCUGGGCCUCAGUGUCUAAUGUUGAGAGCCUAGACUGAAGAGAGAACAAUAUAUAUUUCUUUAAGAAAUAACAGCAUGCCAGCUGUUUAAGGAACAGUGAGAUCAGUUUAAGGAACAAUUGAAGAACAGAAUGAAGGAGUGCAGUCAUAGUAAGAAGUAAACAAGAGUGGGAAAGAGUGUAAUUGGAGAUUCCACUGGGAGCAUUUGGGAAGCCUGAGGUAUUUAUUCCUAAAGCCAAGAAAUGGUGAACCUGGAAUCUGACUCCUGCCCUGGAAAUGCGGAGGGCAAACAGAGAUUCAUUAACUGUUUCAGGGGUGGAGCCAGGGGAGUGCUGCUGCUUUUGCAUUGGCCUGUGUUCCCAGAAUUUGCAGUGGUAAGCCAUGCAUGAGUGUAUCCUUUGCACCUUGCAGGAGAGGGAAGUGUCAGCUGGUCUUGAGUCCUGUCCGGUAGGACCAUUUGAAGAGGCAAGGAGACCUUAGCACAGAGAAGCUAGGACUGUGCCAUGUGGGCUGAGAAGGGAGUCUCAGGAAACCACCCAGAAUAAAGCUGCAUCCACCAAGGUAAAGGGGACUGCAGAAAAGGGACAGCAUGAUGCUCCCUUUAAAUAUCUAGCAGGCCCAUGGGGCACAGAAACACCCAGUCAAGCAAGCACUGUUUUAUCCCCUUCCUCUCUGCAGCUGGGCCCAGAGCAGUCAGCAGCUCUUAGGUGGAGAGGAGGUGAGAAGAGCAGAGAGCAUCCAGACCAUUCCUCCAUUCCCCAGUGCAGGCUCCUUGACUUAAGUGGGACAGAGCUGGGAGGCGAAAAUAGGUAAAGCUACAAUAGGUGCAGAUUAAUUAUUGUAACGUAGGAUUAGACAUUGCAAUCAUCUGAGACUGGUUUUGUAUCUUAAACUGAUUCUGAGACAUCUGUGAACUAAGAAUGAACUGAAAAGUCACGGGCUUGCUGCAGCUUUUCUCUAAAUGAAAAAGGGUUGGAGGCGUGGUGAGAGACGAGAAUAAAGUUGGGUUUGGCUAGCA